AUGGUCCGCGGUCUCAAAGAAUUUAAUCAACCGCUAGAUAUUAUAAAGCAGCGUCUAUCAUCUACCAGCACGUAUCAAGAUAUUGAUGGAAUUACUGCGCAAUUAAGAGAAUACACCCGCGAAGCUGGCGCUGUCCUCACUAAGCUUGAAACUGACAGCAAAGCGGUUGAUGAUCAUUACAAUGCAAUAAAACUCGAUGCCCAAAAGAAGAGAAAGAGAGACGAUGACGACUCCGCUGUAGCCCCUCCUCCGCCGAGUGCAGCGUCCCCAGCGGGCACGCCGACGCCCACCACAACCACUUCUACUCCAACCGGGCAAAACUUAAAAUCCAGACGAAUAAGGCAAGUCCCUAAAAAGUCUCUAUCAUUCGAACUACCUUCUACUUCGCAGAUACCCCGUCCGCCACGCACGAAACCUCUGCCAUCAACACCUAAGACUCAGGAUGUCGUCAAUGAUGAUUUCGUCGAUAAGAAGCCAGCGUCUCAAACGCAAAUAAGCUCUUUCUAUGCUUCGAUAGAACCUUAUUUGAGGCCUCUUGGUGAGGACGACUUGAUGUUCUUGUCAGCAAAGGGCGAUGAUGUUACUCCAUAUACUAUCCCUCCUCUCGGCAGACCCUACUUGAGCGUCUGGGAGGCUGAAGAUGCCGGCCUACCCUUCACAUCAAUCGACCCACCAACUAUACCCCCACUUUCGAGACCAUUGUUGACAGCUCAAGACGUUACAGAUGACGGACUCGUUAAUGAAGAUGUUAGUUUGGGUGCACUCAGUGAACGGCUAGUGUCUGCUUUGCUACCAACAAGUACACCAUCACAAGAAUACACGGAGCAAGCGGACAGCGUGACUUCGGAUAAAGUUUCCGUGGGUGUACUAGACGAUGCUCUCAGGCGGGAGUUAAUUGGCUUAGGUAUUCUCGGGGAGAGUGAUUCGGGUCCAACACAACCAAUAGAUGAUGAGAUAAGCACACAACUGGCUCAAUUACAGCACAUACUUAAAGCGCAGUCUCAAAUGAAUUCAUAUAGACGUCUCCAUCUAUUGGAAAGGGCGAAGGAAAGAAUAGCAGGGCAGGAGUACUUGACGCUGCUAUCAGACAUAGAGAAAACAAUAGAGACAGGCUGGACUAAGCGUCAAAAGCAAAUAGCUAGAAUAAAGAAAAAGAAGACGGAAAAAGCUACUCAGAUAGCUCAACAGCAGGCAAGCAAGCAGUCGGGUAAGCUACCGGCAUUAUCUGGGACAAGCACACCAUCGCAAACCUCACAAAACAAUAUGUCUGCCGAUUUGAUGUCAGAUUUGGGUGAAAGCGUCAAGAAAGCAAUAGAGUGUAGGACGUUGCUAAUAGAGAAUGUUGGUCGGGCACUAAUGGAAGAGAACGACAGGCAUCCAGGAAAAUACUUUGGUGUAGAAGAGCAGGAGCCUGGAGCAACGGUGGCUAGUAUACGAGAUUCAGUGGACGCCUUAGAAAAGGAACCAAGCAUGAUGCCUGAAGACGAUGACAGUCCGGUAGUUGGAGGAGUACGGCUGCGAUAA
This is a messenger RNA of Wallemia ichthyophaga EXF-994, 1524 nucleotides long. Its product is annotated as Chromatin-remodeling complexes subunit ngg1. The record is from RefSeq and is a predicted model, not a curated record. Gene Ontology annotation, molecular function: transcription coactivator activity. Gene Ontology annotation, biological process: regulation of transcription by RNA polymerase II. Gene Ontology annotation, cellular component: SAGA complex. Lineage: Eukaryota; Fungi; Basidiomycota; Wallemiomycetes; Wallemiales; Wallemiaceae. The coding region runs from base 1 to 1524 and encodes 507 amino acids. The transcript is spliced from 5 exons.